CCUUGCCUUUCGCUGUGUAUUCUACACAAGUGAAAGAUAUAACAGAUAAAAAUCUGUUUUUUGCUUGUUCUGUACACGAUUUAUCAUUUUUUUGUGUAAGUGAUAGCUUGUUGCCAGUGUAAAAUGAAAUAUUUUGCAGUUUAUAUUCCGGAUAAAACUCCCGAGUCAACGGUGGCAGAGUAUUAUAUGCAAAAGACGGAGGCUCUUGCUAUUUUAAAGGAAUGCAAGAACGCAAGGCUGAAAGAAUUUAGUCGACCAGAAGAUGCCAUUGAUUUUCAUCACUUCGGCGAUACAACGCUAAAUGAAACGGCAUCCAACGAACCAACAGUAAUAGUCGCACGUUUGCCAAAAUCGGCAUUCACUGCUCCGAGCAGCCAAAAGCUUGUUGAAUUCAGAAAGCAUAUAGAGCAGAACAAUUUGCAGAUAGUGGAAGCACUCAUUACUUCAAAUCCGCGCUUCUUGAUCAGCUCCGGCGAUAUGCCUACGGUACUGAAGGAAGGGCCACGGUACAACGCCCUGCACGUCGCAGCUAUAUCCGGGCACGCCAACAUGUGUCGCUUGAUCUUGGAAACCAUCAAGGAGAGCGCCUACAUCGAACUGCUACACGGACAGCGGACACCUUCGACGGAUGAAGUAGCCGGAAUUAUAUUAGACAUGUACCUGAAUACCCCGGACAAGAGUCGCGGAGAAACGCCACUCCAUUUUGCCGCUAAGUACGGUUCGGUCUCGGUGGUAAAGCAGCUUAUGUCCUAUACUCAAUGUAAGUCCAGUAAGAAUAAGGACGGGGCGCUGCCAAUCGACAUUAUUUGCAGCCGAGCAAACUCGGCCAAUAAUACGCCGGAAGUAGCGGCAGCCAUCAGAAACCUGCUGAUGGAGCGCUACUUUGUGCCGGUUUUGCGCAGCGUCGAUGAAUGCGUGAUGCCGAUCGUCGGCGAACCGUUCAGUAGUGCCGAAGAGCCAACACUCGCCACCACCAACCAAAGUCCACAACCGAUUGGCACUUGCUCUCCAGUCCAUGUAGAAUAUAAGGUAAUGGCAUACGCGGGACCGAUGGAACUGCUUCCGGCAAAACAAUUCGCUUUGCGCUGGCGCACACCACCCCGCUUGCUUCUGUCACCACUGAAUCGUUCGCGACUAUGGUCCCCUUUUAGUUGUUCUCCGCUGCGCACUUCUACACCCCAGAGAACCGCGAAGGCCCCCCGUCGAUUAGACUUCCAAAGUUCUUCCGUAUUCGAUCAAUCGCUCGAAGAUUAUAACAGCUAUAAUAGUUCGCAAAGCAUGCUAGAUACAACAUCCCUGCCAGACUGUUGGGAGAACAGCCAUCUCGAGUCUACAUCUUACCAAGAGCGGACUAUCCGCAUAAAAAACCAUCGCAAAGGAUUGGAAACGAUAGGGCGCACGUUAGCGUCCCAAAACGGUGUCGAAUGGAACGAGUACUGGGACUUUCUAGGCGAUUUUGCCAACUUAGCGACCGCAGAUGGGUUAAAAAAAUUUGAAUCAAUACUGGCAGAACGCCAGAAACCACCCUCUGCUGUAGAUGAGCUACAGGCAUCGAUGGCCACCUUCACGCUUGAAGAGACAAAUCUCCCAGUUCAUGGCAAUAAAUUAACAAAUUCAUACGCAUGCCUGGUGAAAACACUGCAGGUAUUUGUUAAUCGAUUUGCCAACAUUUAUAUUGUAGAAUACUCUCCAGCAUCCAAGACCAACACGCUACCGGUGGCCAUGGUCAAACUGAUUAACACGAUGGACCUGACGAUCAAUAGUUACCGUAAAGAUAAAAUGUUUGUUGGGGUAAAUUUUUUAAAACCUCAUUCUGUCUUCGCGUACUUAUUGGUGAAUCACAUCAUCAAGAUAAAACGACAAGACCUGCUUGCCAGACUGAAGGAGAAUGCUGCUUUGUCCUGUAAGACAAGAAAUUUAACUUGUAUAAUGCGGUUUAUAAGAGCUUACUCGACUGAUUUAAAAACAUUAAAGUUCCCUGCAGAGGAUUUAACAGAGACUAGCUGCCGCGAUCUCUGGGAGCAUGAGGAGCGAAUUUCAGAAUGCGUUUGCCAACAGAAUAACGACAAGGCCAGUAAUGAUACGAUGGAGAGGAUGAAUCGGCGGCGCAAGCAGCGUUCGACCAUGGCUCGUACGUUUAAUCAUAAUAAUAGUAGUGAUUCCGAAUAUUGGUCAUGCACGGAUGGAGAAAGUUCCAGUAGUGAAUACUGCACUCCACCGUCCACCCCGCCAGGGGAAGUGAAUGCGCUGUUUAUAGGUGGGACCAUGCCAGACAAGAACGACACGGAUGCGUGGGUAGUGUUGGCCGCCGUUGAAAUAGACAAAGAGCGCUAUCCACACGUACACAACUGGCAUCGGGCCAUGAAAAGUUUGAACUCAAAUGAAUCAUUCUAAAUGUGUCAAUUCAUUGUUGUGCGAAUUUUCGUACAUUGGUUUAUGUAAAUACUUAACUUUGCCUCUCGAUUCUCUGUAAUUUUCUAGUGUUUCAAACAACAAAGAGCGGAAUAAACGUUGUUAUCCUUUGUUUU
Molecule: messenger RNA, 2528 nt
Organism: Anopheles darlingi
Lineage: Eukaryota; Metazoa; Arthropoda; Insecta; Diptera; Culicidae
Gene: Ankle2
Product: ankyrin repeat and LEM domain-containing protein 2 homolog
Exons: 3
Coding region: 124-2394 (756 amino acids)
Biological process (GO): negative regulation of phosphorylation
Cellular component (GO): endoplasmic reticulum
Molecular function (GO): protein phosphatase 2A binding
Source: RefSeq, a predicted model, not a curated record